UGAGAAGGGGACUUCGCUCUACAGCGCCGGCGAUGCGAGGCAGGAAAUGAACUCCGAAAAGAACGCUUUCUCUCUCGAAGUGCUGCGACAGAAUUGAACGCUGGGCUUUUCUGGGGUCUGAAAUCCCUCCCCGAAGACACGGCGGCAAGGACUAUGAAAAUCACCCGAGAGAUGCCGGUACUUUUAAAGAGACUUAAAGCAAAUGACAGCGUAAUAUCUGAAUGACCUUGGAGAUCGUUUCGUGUGGAUUCAUUUAUUUUCACUGCCAGUCUUCUAGUCUCAGGAACUCUAGGAUCAAAGAUGGUUUUAACGUUUUAGGGGCCUUUCAAAAAACGAGAUUGUAUACAUUUAAUUACCUGCCUAAUGAUUCCUGAACUAAUCAAGCAUUUACUUAGAACUGAACACAGAAGAUCCUUUCUCUUAACGUUUGCUCUCUCCUGUGACUGUGACUAAAAUGAACAAGAUAAUGUCCUGCAAUUAGAAGAGCAUUUCUUUUAAAGCAACUAUUUAUCAUGCUGAUCAUCUAAUAAAUACAGGAACCCUAAACCCCUGAGAAGAUGAAGCUGAAUAACAGGGUAAUGGAGUAGUAAACAAUGGCAGCUUUUCUAGUCAAAUCAGCAUUUCAUUAGCUUCCCAGCAGAAUGCAGAUGGAAGUUUCUGAGCUCCUUGUGUGGGGGUUUGUGAAAUGAUUCAGGUGUUGCUACAGAGCCAAGGUGUGCCAGAGGUGAUGCACUGAUGCUGAGGAGGCAUCAACAGCUAUGGGACUGUAACCCCGUCCCCUGUAAGCACUGGCAGUGUCUGCAAAGAGAGAUCUGGAGGCGCUGGAGCAGAGUUUAGCUGCUGUUCAGCAGGUCACCUGCUCGCUCAGGCUCAGAUUGCAGUGUUCCCUAAGCACAAAGCAUGAACCAGUCCCGAUGGAUUGAAUGGAGGACUCUGAAUAUGAGCAGUAGUGUUAUGAACAUAUCUGAGCACCUCUCCUGCCCUCUUGGAUUCGGUCACUACAAUGCAGUUGACGUCUGUAUCCUUGAGACAGUCGUUAUUGUCCUGCUCACGUUUUUAAUCAUUGCGGGUAACUUAACCGUGAUAUUUGUUUUCCACUGUGCUCCACUCCUGCAUCAUUACACCACCAGCUAUUUUAUUCAGACCAUGGCCUAUGCCGAUCUCUUUGUUGGAGUCAGCUGCUUGGUUCCUACUCUGUCGCUGCUCCACUACCCGACAGGUGUCCACGAGUCCCUGACCUGUCAAGUUUUCGGAUAUAUCAUCUCUGUGCUCAAAAGCGUGUCCAUGGCAUGUCUCGCUUGCAUCAGUGUGGAUCGCUAUCUCGCUAUAACCAAGCCUCUCUCCUAUAACCAGCUGGUCACCCCUUGUCGCUUGAGAAUCUGCAUCAGUUUGAUCUGGAUAUACUCUUGCCUGAUCUUCUUGCCUUCCUUUUUCGGUUGGGGGAAACCUGGUUACCACGGAGAUAUUUUUGAAUGGUGUGCUACCUCCUGGCUAACUAACGCCUAUUUCACUGGCUUUAUCGUGUGCUUACUCUACGCUCCCGCUGCCUUCGUCAUCUGCUUCACCUACUUCCACAUCUUCAAGAUCUGCCGGCAGCACACCAAAGAGAUAAACGACCGCAGAGCUCGCUUCCCCAGCCACGAGGUGGACGCUGCCGGGGACGCGGGGCACGGCCCCGACCGCCGCUACGCCAUGGUUUUGUUUCGGAUAACCAGCGUGUUCUACGUGCUGUGGCUGCCCUAUAUCAUUUACUUCCUGCUGGAGAGCUCCAGGGUGCUGGACAACCCCGCGCUCUCCUUCCUAACCACGUGGCUUGCUAUAAGCAAUAGUUUCUGCAACUGUGUCAUCUACAGCCUCUCCAACAGCGUGUUCAGGCUGGGGCUGCGGAGGCUGUCGGAGACGAUAUGCUCCUCCUGCACGUGUUUGAAAGACAGGGACGUGCGGGACCCCAAGCCGAGGAAACGGGCCAACUCCUGCUCCAUUUAGGGACGAGU
Molecule: messenger RNA, 1994 nt
Organism: Empidonax traillii (willow flycatcher)
Lineage: Eukaryota; Metazoa; Chordata; Aves; Passeriformes; Tyrannidae
Gene: GPR52
Product: G protein-coupled receptor 52
Exons: 2
Coding region: 901-1986 (361 amino acids)
Biological process (GO): G protein-coupled receptor signaling pathway
Cellular component (GO): membrane
Molecular function (GO): G protein-coupled receptor activity
Source: RefSeq, a predicted model, not a curated record